AUGUGACGCCAAGUCGAAGCUUCGACGGUUCGUCCUCUUGUGUUCAAGAGUUCUGGGUUUUGAAGGGCGACCACCGGACGGCAGACAUCACCACCGUCACCGACGGCUGAUCAUCUUCCGAUUCACUUCAAUCACCGCUUUUCCGGCAGCUAAACUUUCCAGGCGGCAAGGAUGUCGACGCCGGCGAGGAAGAGGUUAAUGAGGGAUUUUAAGAGGUUGCAGCAGGAUCCUCCGGCUGGAAUCAGUGGUGCACCUUAUGAUAACAAUAUUAUGCUCUGGAAUGCCGUCAUAUUUGGGCCGGAUGACACCCCUUGGGAUGGAGGUACGUUCAAGUUGACACUGCAGUUUUCAGAAGAUUAUCCAAAUAAGCCACCGACAGUACGAUUUAUUUCUAGAAUGUUUCAUCCAAACAUUUAUGCAGAUGGGAGCAUAUGUUUGGACAUUCUUCAAAAUCAGUGGAGUCCAAUUUACGAUGUUGCUGCCAUUCUUACGUCAAUUCAGUCACUGCUCUGUGAUCCAAACCCGAACUCACCAGCCAACUCCGAAGCAGCACGUUUAUUUAGUGAAAAUAAGCGUGAAUACAACAGAAAAGUGCGUGAGGUCGUUGAGCAGAGCUGGACCGCCGACUAAGAGUCAACUUGCUGGCGGUUGCAUCAUAGAUGCCGACUGGUUGCAACGCUAGCCGGGAUCAUAAGACCUCGGUUUCAGCGGCUUCUCUCUGAGUAAUGUCAUGUGGUAUGUAUCUCUAUAACAUAUGCUUUUAGUAAUAAUUGAAACCAAUUUUUAUUUGCAUUUUGUAGGGAUUUUAAGCUUAUUUUUUUUUAUCUGUGUUCUGUUGCUUGCAUUUUAUAACUUUGUUGUACAUAAUGAGUUCUUGUAAUAUAUAUUGAUCUGAAAUUUCUCUUUUUCU
Cynara cardunculus var. scolymus (artichoke) is the source of this 910-nucleotide messenger RNA. RefSeq names its product ubiquitin-conjugating enzyme E2 2. The transcript is spliced from 6 exons. NCBI's taxonomy places the organism in Eukaryota, Viridiplantae, Streptophyta, Magnoliopsida, Asterales, Asteraceae. The record is from RefSeq and is a predicted model, not a curated record. Bases 172 to 630 code for a protein of 152 amino acids.